Euleptes europaea (tarantolino) is the source of this 1776-nucleotide messenger RNA. RefSeq names its product solute carrier family 15 member 4 (gene SLC15A4). The record is from RefSeq and is a predicted model, not a curated record. The transcript is spliced from 8 exons. Bases 1 to 1758 code for a protein of 585 amino acids. Gene Ontology annotation, biological process: histidine transport; oligopeptide transport; transmembrane transport. Gene Ontology annotation, cellular component: membrane. Gene Ontology annotation, molecular function: L-histidine transmembrane transporter activity. Lineage: Eukaryota; Metazoa; Chordata; Lepidosauria; Squamata; Sphaerodactylidae.
AUGGAAGAGCCAAGCGAACGGAGCCCCCUGCUGGGGAGCGGCGGCCACGACGUCGCCCGCUCCCCGGGCAGCGGGGGCCCCAGCGUCUUCCGCGGCCGACGCUUGGCCUGCGCCGCCGUGCUCUUGACCGAACUGCUGGAGCGGGCGGCCUUCUACGGCGUGACCUCCAACCUGGUCCUCUUCCUGAACGGGCCCCCCUACAACUGGGAAGGGGCCCAAGCCAGCCAGGCCUUGCUGCUCUUCAUGGGGGUCACCUACCUGGUCUCCCCCUUUGGCGGCUGGCUGGCCGACGCCCUGCUGGGCAAGUUCCCCACCAUCUUGGCCAGCAUGGCCCUCUACCUGCUGGGCAUGCUGGCCUUCCCCGCCAUGGCCGUCCCCACCACCAUGCAGUGGCUCUGCGGCGACGUCCCCCUUUCGCCCAUCGAGAACUGCUCCUCGCCCGUUAAUGCCACCGGCUCUCCGUGCCGCCUGCCGGGGACCAACCGCUACUGUACCGUCGCCGCCUUCGUCGGCCUGGUCCUCGUGGGGAUCGGCGUGGGAUCCGUCAAGGCCAACAUUACACCCUUCGGAGCUGAUCAGGUCAAAGAUCGAGGCCCUGAAGCCACCCGCCGUUUUUUCAACUGGUUUUACUGGAGCAUUAAUUUGGGCGCCAUCUUGUCCCUGGGAGGCAUUGCGUACAUCCAGCAGAACGUCAGCUUCGUCACGGGAUACAUCAUCCCGACCGUCUGCAUCGGGGUCUCCUUCGUCGUCUUCCUGUGCAGCCAGAGCUUCUUCAUCACGAAACCCCCCGAUGGCAGCGCCUUCACGGACAUGUUUAAGAUUCUGGCUUAUUCGUGUUGCUCCAGGAAAAGGCCCCAAGGAUACUCGAGCAACAGGGACACCCAAGGUAUACUCCAGCAACCUCCUCUAAAGCAAAGCCUCUUUGAGACAGCCAAAGCAUCUCGUGGAGGGCCCUUCAGAGAAGACAAAGUCGAAGAUGUGAAGGCGCUGGUCAAGAUCAUCCCCGUCUUCCUGGCGCUCAUACCUUACUGGACGGUGUAUUUUCAGAUGCAGACGACGUACGUCCUCCAGAGCCUGCACCUGAGAAUCCCUCAGUUUUCCAACAGCACCUCGAGCACCCACACGUUCCCAGCAGCCUGGCUGACCAUGUUUGAUGCCCUGCUCAUUCUCAUCCUCAUCCCUUUGAAAGAUAAAGUGGUCGACCCCGUUCUGAAGAGGAACGGCCUGCUUCCUUCGUCGCUGAAGAGGAUUGCGGUGGGAAUGUUCUUUGUGAUGUGCUCGGCUUUUGCCGCAGGAAUAUUGGAAAGCAAUCGGCUGAGUAUGGUGAAGGUCAAAACAAUCGACCAGAAGAUUGGGAAUGUGCUGUAUCAUGCGGCCGACAUGUCAAUCUGGUGGCAGGUCCCUCAAUAUAUCCUGAUUGGGUUCAGCGAAAUAUUUGCAAGCAUCGCGGGUCUCGAAUUCGCCUAUUCGGCCGCUCCCAAAUCUAUGCAAAGCGCUAUCAUGGGUCUCUUUUUCUUCUUUUCCGGAAUCGGGUCCUUUGUGGGCUUGGGGCUGCUGGCCUUGGUGUCGAUUAAGCAGAUCGGCUGGAUGAGCAACCACGCUGAUUUUGGUAACAUCAAUGGCUGCCAUUUAAAUUACUACUUUUUCUUGUUGGCGGCUAUCCAAGGAGCAACCCUUCUGCUUUUCCUUAUUGUUUCUGUGAAAUAUAACCACCAAAGAUCCCGGACUAAUGGAGCCGCUGCCGGUGGGCGGACCUGAUAUGAUCUGCGGGGGCAG